Mercurialis annua (annual mercury) is the source of this 1313-nucleotide messenger RNA. RefSeq names its product bark storage protein A-like. Gene Ontology annotation, biological process: nucleoside metabolic process. Bases 67 to 1149 code for a protein of 360 amino acids. Gene Ontology annotation, molecular function: catalytic activity. The record is from RefSeq and is a predicted model, not a curated record. The transcript is spliced from 3 exons. Lineage: Eukaryota; Viridiplantae; Streptophyta; Magnoliopsida; Malpighiales; Euphorbiaceae.
GAAGCAUGAUAUUCGUCAAUUUGAAAGAAGCUUAGUACUGUAUCUUACAAUCAAAACUUCAUAAAAAUGGCUGCUCUAAAACUGUUUGUCAUUUAUAUUUCUGCCCUAUUCUUUUUUCUUAAACAACAUCAAGCUUACGGAGCAAUUUCUCAUCGUACGCUCAAAAUGAUCGAUAGAGCAAACAUGAAUGGGCCUUAUCUUGGUUUGGUCAUUCCUAAUAUGUUUGAGAUGAACCCGCUUCUUCGUUCGCCAAAUUUCACUGCUAGCACUCUCGUUAUUGAUUUUUCUGGUAGGAGAUUCAGGUUUGGAAGUAUUGCUGGAAAAAGAGUUAUUCUAGUAAUGACAGGGCUCGGCAUGGUAAAUACAGGAAUAACCACACAGCUUUUACUGAGUUUGUUCAACGUAGAAGGUGUGGUGCACUAUGGAACCGCCGGAGCUAUAAACCCUUUGCUCAACGGUGGAGAUGUUACCAUUCCUAAAUACUGGUCUCAUACCGGUCUUUGGAAUUGGCAGAAAUAUGGAAGUGGUCCUGAAGACGAGCUUCCUCUAGAAUCAAGCGGAGACUACACAAGACAAUUUGGGUAUAUCAAAAUUGCCAAGUACAAUGCAAAUGUCAACGGAAUCACCAGCAACACCGACGGAAACAAAGAUAACUUGCUAAACAACGUAUGGUACCAGCCAGAAGAAGUAUUUCCAGUAGAUGGAGUUCCUGAACAAAGACAACAUGCCUUUUGGGUUCCUAUUGAUCCACUUUAUUUUGAAAUUUCCAAAAAUCUUAAGGACGUGCCAUUAGACCGUUGCGUAAACCCCACAACAUGUUUAUCCGAGACUCCCAAAGUGGUGACAGUCGAAAGGGGAACAAGUGCAAACAUUUUCCUUGAGAAUGAAGCCUAUAAAACCUUCUUAUACGAAAACUUUCAUGUUAGCGCAAUGGAUAUGGAAUCUGCGUCGGUAGCAUUGGUUUGUUACCAGCAAAAGGUACCGUUUAUUUCUAUCAGGGCUUUGUGCGGUGGCAAAUCUGAACAGAGUAAUCAUAUACCUGAAGACGCAUUCUUGUCUCUUGCUUCAAAGAAUUCCGCGGCAGUUGUUGUGGAAUUUAUCAGGCGAUUGCCCCCAUCGACUAAGACCAAAAGCUUUACAUCAUAUUGACAAUUGCUCUAGAUUUGCGCAUGGUUCUUUCAUUCUUUAUAAUACAAACUAAAGUAGCUGGCAAAGACGAGUAUCUAGCUCAAUUGGUAUUGAUACCGUCUCCAAUUGUAAAGUUCUCAAGUUCAAAUCUCAAUGAGAAUCAUAUUAAAACAAAAAUCAAAGCU